AUUUUUAUAACGAUUUUUUUCGAACACUUAGCUGCCCUGUCACCAGCGUUUUCUUUUUCUGAUGCAAUUUGCAAUAAAUUGUGUAUUUACGCGGAUAUAAAUUGUUUACGGUGCAUAGACCCUUAAAUAAUCAACAUAUAAUGGAUGCGGAAGACGGGUUUGAUCCUACUUUAUUGAAAAAGAAGAAGAAGAAGAAGACUACCUUCGAUCUAGAUGCAGCGUUGGGUCUUGACGAUGGCAAGAAGGAGGAGCCCAAGGAUGACGAAGCCGACGAUACGGCAACUGCCGAAGUAGAAGAUAAUCUAGAUCUAGAAAGUUUUGGCAAAAAGAAGAAGAAAAAGAAGAAACCAUUUAACUUGGAUGAGUUGGAGAAUGCUUUACCUGGCGAAGGCGAUGACAUCGCCAAUAUAGUGGCAACCGAGGAGCCCGAAGAAGAAGAGAUUAACCUAGACAUGGACUUUUCGAUGGCGAAAAAGAAGAAAAAGAGCAAAAAGAAGGACUUGGAUGAAUUAUUCGCCGAUAAACUUGAGGAUGAAAGAAACGAAGACAAAGAAAAUUUUGAAGGCAACACUACUACCUGGGCUGGAUCCGACCGCGACUAUACAUAUGACGAAUUGCUAAAGCGUGUUUUCGAGAUCAUUCUGGACAAAAAUCCCGACAUGGCUGCGGGACGCAAGCCGAAGUUCGUGAUGCGACCGCCGCAAGUACUGCGGGUUGGCACAAAGAAAACUUCUUUUGCUAACUUCAUGGAUAUAGCCAAAACAUUGCAUCGCCUGCCAAAACAUCUGCUGGACUUUUUGCUGGCUGAGCUGGGCACAAGCGGCUCCAUGGAUGGCAACCAACAGCUUAUUAUAAAGGGCCGCUUCCAGCCCAAACAGAUUGAAAAUGUUUUACGUCGCUAUAUUAAAGAAUAUGUAACCUGUCACACCUGCCGUUCACCGGAAACCAUAUUGCAGAAGGACACACGACUAUUUUUCCUGCAAUGCGAGUCUUGCGGCUCCAGAUGUUCUGUGGCAAGCAUCAAGUCUGGCUUCCAAGCUGUCACUGGCAAGCGUGCUGCGAUUCGAGCAAAAACAACAUAAACCCACAGUCAUCGUUCUUAAGUUGAACUGGUUGCAACAAUAUUUGUAAACAGAAGGCAGGCGAAUCUGUUCAAACUAAAUUUGAUUUUUUAUCAGUAAAAAUACACAAAACUUAAAC
This is a messenger RNA of Scaptodrosophila lebanonensis, 1200 nucleotides long. RefSeq names its product eukaryotic translation initiation factor 2 subunit 2 (gene eIF2beta). The transcript has 3 exons. Gene Ontology annotation, cellular component: eukaryotic translation initiation factor 2 complex. Lineage: Eukaryota; Metazoa; Arthropoda; Insecta; Diptera; Drosophilidae. Gene Ontology annotation, molecular function: mRNA binding; translation initiation factor activity; translation initiation factor binding. The record is from RefSeq and is a predicted model, not a curated record. Bases 141 to 1082 code for a protein of 313 amino acids. Gene Ontology annotation, biological process: formation of translation preinitiation complex; translational initiation; formation of cytoplasmic translation initiation complex.